Lutzomyia longipalpis is the source of this 792-nucleotide messenger RNA. RefSeq names its product small nuclear ribonucleoprotein-associated protein B (gene SmB). The record is from RefSeq and is a predicted model, not a curated record. Gene Ontology annotation, biological process: mRNA splicing, via spliceosome. Gene Ontology annotation, cellular component: cytoplasm; catalytic step 2 spliceosome; U2-type prespliceosome. The coding region runs from base 135 to 746 and encodes 203 amino acids. The transcript has 2 exons. Gene Ontology annotation, molecular function: RNA binding. Lineage: Eukaryota; Metazoa; Arthropoda; Insecta; Diptera; Psychodidae.
GAAUUACCCCUUGCACCAAAACAACGCUUGUGAGAAAAAUUUUCACCUUUGCGUGUAUUUUGUGAAUUUUUCACGGGUUUUCCCCAAUUUUUUGCACUUCCAGUCAUCCCUUUGGGAACCAAGAAGCCCUCAAGAUGACAAUCGGAAAGAAUAAUAAGAUGAUCCAGCACCUGAACUAUCGUGUCAGGAUAAUUCUGCAGGAUUCUCGGACUUUUAUUGGCACAUUCAAGGCCUUUGAUAAGCACAUGAAUCUCAUCUUGGGAGAUUGUGAAGAGUUCCGGAAGAUUAGGCCGAAGAAUAGCAAACUCCCGGAGAAGGAGGAAAAGCGUGUGCUCGGCUUUGUUCUUCUGCGUGGGGAGAAUAUUGUUUCGUUGACAGUUGAGGGACCACCACCCCCGGAGGAGGGUCUUCCACGCGUUCCCAUUCCCGGAGCUGCUCCAGGGCCAGGUGUAGGGCGUGCUGCGGGUCGUGGGAUGCCGGCAAGUGUUGCAGCUGUGCCAGCGGGACUUCAGGGGCCUGUAAGGGGUGUUGGGGGCCCAUCGCAGCAACAUAUGGCUCCAGCAGCGCGUGGACAAGUUGCUGCUCCUCCACUGAGACACAUGAUGGCCGGACCUCCGCCAGGACUCAUGCCAGGAAUGCCACCAAUGUCUGGGAAUAUGGGACGUGGUGCCCCCAUUCGUGGCCCCCCACCAGGUAUGAUGCGUGGGGCUCCAGCGCCACCAAGAGGUCAGGGAGGGAAUUAUUAAAAUAAGGAUUUGAAUAAAUAAAUAAAAUGCUAAUUUGCAAGCAAAA